AUGUUCAUCAAGUUUGCUAUGGUGGCCUAUGCUGCCACCUCAUUUAUCAUCAACAAUAGGGUGGUGGCUGCAGAAAAGAGUGUUAUUGUUGUGAAUCAAUGUGGUCAUGAUCUUCAAGUCGGCUAUCAAACGAAUGGCGAACCCUAUGGUCAAGUGAUCUCUGUUGCUCAAGGUGAUAGCACGGAUCUUCCCAUUGAGGAUGAUUGGGCGGGUCGUGUAUGGGCUAGGAAAUCGUGUGAUGUGCAUGAUUGUACACUUGCAGGUGCAGAAAAUCCAGCCUCUCUUGCCGAAUUCAAGAUGAAUGGAGCCGAUGACAUCGAUUAUUACGAUGUUUCCUUUGUCGAUGGAUACAAUCUUCCUAUGCGUAUCGAGCCCGAUGAAAUGUCCAAUGAUCAACCUAGUGAUGAACGGCACUGUCAACCUACAUUUUGCAACCAGACACCUCCAUGUCCCGAUGAUUUAGCUUUUUAUCAUGCAGAAACAAACGACUUGGCUGGAUGUCAAAGUGCUUGCUCACGCUACAAGGAAGAUGCUUAUUGUUGCACGGGGAAGUAUAACGAACCUAAGAAAUGCACCAGCAACCACUUUGCCAGAGUAGUCAAACAAGCAUGUCCAGAUGUAUACACAUACCCAUUUGAUGACAAGAUUAGUGUUUUCGGAUGCCAGGCAGAAAGCUACAAGGUCACCUUUUGCCCUUAA
Lichtheimia ornata is the source of this 699-nucleotide messenger RNA. RefSeq lists its product as uncharacterized. The coding region runs from base 1 to 699 and encodes 232 amino acids. Lineage: Eukaryota; Fungi; Mucoromycota; Mucoromycetes; Mucorales; Lichtheimiaceae. The record is from RefSeq and is a predicted model, not a curated record. The transcript has a single exon.